AUGUCAUUAUCAUUUCCCCCUCAAUCACCAUUUACAUUACCUAAAAUUCGUCGUAUUGUAAAACCAGAACAAGAACAAGCAGCAAAAUCAACAAAAAUAACAUUAUUAUCUACAUCGUUAUCACAAGUGCAUGUUUUACAUCAAGAUUUAGGUAAAGCAUUAAAAUACAGUCGUUUAUUAGAGUAUACAGAAGCCGCCCGUCAAAACGGAAAUUACGAACCUAUUGAAGAACAUUUUUUAAACUGUUUAAUUGCUUUUUCUCGAGAAUCAAAUAAAAGCUGUUCAGAGUUUUUUUAUUGGAUGAUUCCUUUACCACAAUCUAUAAAUAUGUCAGUUGAAAAACAACAACAAUUUCAACAAGUCAUGCAAGUUAUGGAUCAUAUCGUUAAAAAUAAUGGUUUCAUACAAUUUGAUCGUUAUGACAUAUGGCAACGACAUAAAGAUUUAGUAAUAUCAGGUACAGGUCAUUUUUCUUUACAUGAAGAGAAGAAUAAAUUCUAA
This is a messenger RNA of Rotaria sp. Silwood1, 501 nucleotides long. The record is from the annotation of a GenBank genome assembly. NCBI's taxonomy places the organism in Eukaryota, Metazoa, Rotifera, Eurotatoria, Philodinida, Philodinidae.